Fulmarus glacialis (Northern fulmar) is the source of this 1533-nucleotide messenger RNA. It is a transcript of the gene TTI2, whose product is annotated as TELO2 interacting protein 2. Gene Ontology annotation, cellular component: nucleoplasm; centrosome; cytosol. Lineage: Eukaryota; Metazoa; Chordata; Aves; Procellariiformes; Procellariidae. The record is from RefSeq and is a predicted model, not a curated record.
AUGGAGCUCAGCGGCCUAGUGCGAGCCCUGAGGCUGGAGGGGUCGCCCCCCGCUGUCCUGCCGGCAGAGCAAGUCCUCCUCCAAAUCGGGCUGCUCUUCUCUGAGGGGGCCGGCGGUGCCCCCAAGGCCAGCGUGGUCAGAGACCUGGGUGCGCUUGUUGAGGCUGCAGAGUGCCGGUGGCUUUUUGGAGGCGUCAGCCCUGCGACGCUGGGCGAGUUGGUGGCUGCGCUAAUGGCUAAGCAGGAGCAAGAUGCUGCAGAUCUCCCCAGUAAGGACAGCGCGUACGCUGCUGCAGCUGAGAGAGCGGCAGAUGUUGGCUCUGUGUUUCUACACCUCCUUGCGAAGCUGGAAGCUGCCAAGACCCAGGAGUCUCUGGGCGUCCCCACGGUGGGUCCAAUCCUAUGCCGCGUGAUGGGACCCAUCUACAUCUUUGCUGCAACACAUAUUGUGGAGAGGCCCUGGACAAGUGCGAGGUCUCGGUCGGUGGCACAGGAGCUGCUGGUCUUGCUGGUUCAGGCUGCAGGCUGCAGGUCGGUGGCUGAAUUCCUUCGGGGAAAAAAUGAAGAUGAGGAAGGAAAAUUUGCAGCAGUGAUGGGGCUCCUGAAACAGGAGUUAACCAAAGACACUUGGAAGCGUAACCCUGCCACGAAGCAUGUGUUCUCCUGGACGCUGCCUCAUGUCACCCGGCCCUGGCUCAGCCAUUACCUGGAGCGUGUCCUCCCGCCAUCGCUGCUCAUCUCAGACGACUAUCGGGAGGAGAAUAAAAUCCUGGGUGUGCGCUGCCUGCAUCAUAUAAUUCUCAACGUGCCAGCUGCUGAUCUGUGCCAGUUCAACAGGGCUCAGGUUGUGUACCAUGCCCUUUACAACCAUCUCUAUUCACGAGAGGCCCCUCUCAUCCAGGCAGUACUGCUGUGCCUGCUGGACUUGCUGCCGAUCCUGGAGAGAGCCCAGCGGCAGCAGAAGCAGGCCAGACCAACCUCCCCCUGCGAUGAGGUGCUGCAGCUGGUUCUGACCCACAUGGAGGCAGAGCAUCGCCUUGCGCUGCGGCGGGUGUACGCCAGGACCCUGCCUGCCUUCGUGCAGAGGCUUGGCAUCCUGAUAGUGCGACACCUGAAGAGGCUGGAGCGAGUUAUCCUGGGAUAUCUGGAAGUCUGUGAUGGCCCUGAGGAAGAAGCCCGACUGGGAAUACUGGAGACACUGCAAUGCACCAUAGAGCACGCUUGGCCCAGAAUGCCGUGCAGACUCCCUGUGCUCCUCAAAGCCCUGCUGAAGAUGAUCUGGGACGUACACACUGACCAAGGUUCAACGCCAGAGCCGGUAAAAGCCGCCUUGCUCCAGGGGGCCACCGAAUGCCUCAUCCUGCUGGAUCGCUGCUCUGAAGGGCAAGUGAAGGUCCUGUUGGAAGGCGUGUACAGCAGCUGUGAGGAGAACCGUGUACGGGAAUGCAUCAGAAAAGUGCAAGAGAACACGUGAGGCGUGGCAGAUCAAUGCUUACCCUGCUUUUUGUACAGUAAAUUUUUUAUAUUUAUUUAA